Motacilla alba alba is the source of this 1512-nucleotide messenger RNA. It is a transcript of the gene MMADHC, whose product is annotated as metabolism of cobalamin associated D. Gene Ontology annotation, biological process: cobalamin metabolic process. The transcript is spliced from 8 exons. The record is from RefSeq and is a predicted model, not a curated record. Lineage: Eukaryota; Metazoa; Chordata; Aves; Passeriformes; Motacillidae. Gene Ontology annotation, cellular component: mitochondrion. The coding region runs from base 139 to 1026 and encodes 295 amino acids.
UCCUUCUCCUAUUCUUCCAUUUCUUUCUCCCUUCCCGUCAGCUGUUGCUGCCUGUCCGCGGCAGCGCCGCUCCUGGGACGCGGGGGGGCCGUGCGGGGGGUGUCCGGGCCUGUCGGCGAGGGGAGAGCAGCGUCUGCCAUGGCCAAUGUGCUCUGUAACAGAGCAAGAUUGGUCACCUACCUGCCAGGCUUUUACUCCUUGCUCCGAAGAGUUGGGAACGCCAAGGCUUUUUCCACUGCAGGAUCCUCUGGCUCGGAUGAGCCUCACGUGGCUGCUGCACCUCCUGAUUUAUGUCCCAGGACGGUGUGGCCGGACGAGCUGAUGGGUCCCUUCGGGCCGCAGGACCAGCGCUUCCAGCUGCCGGGGAACAUGGGCUUCGGCUGCCACCUGCACGGCACGGGCAGCGCCGGCGCCGCGCCCGCCCCGAGCCUGCCCGCGCUGCUGGCGGAGCCGUCGGGCAGCGAGCGGCACGAGCUGGUGCUGGCGCAGUGCAUGCACGAGGCCCAGGGCUCUGAUGGUGCCCAGAAGCAGCAGAUCAACAGUGCUGAAACCUACUUUGAGCGAGCCAAGGUGGAGUGUGCCGUGCAAGCCUGUCCUGAGCUGCUGAGAAAAGAGCUGCAGCCGCUGUUCCCCGAGGUGAAGCCCCAGCUGCUGACGGUGCUCACGGUCACGCAGAGGAGCCAGCACGACAUGAGCGUGUGGAGCCACGAGGUGGAGCAGGAGAGGGAGGUGCUGCUGGAGAACUUCAUCAAUGGUGCCAAGGAGAUCUGCUAUGCACUUUCUUCUGAGGGCUACUGGGCUGAUUUCAUUGACCCAUCCUCAGGACUGGCAUUUUUUGGGCCUUACUCCAACAACACCCUGCUGGAGACCGACGAGCGCUACCGGCACCUGGGCUUUGCCGUGGAUGACCUGGGCUGCUGCAAGGUGAUCAGGCACAACCUCUGGGGCACCCACGUGGUGGUGGGCAGCAUCUUCACCAACGCCGAGCCCGACAGCCCCAUCAUGAGGAAACUCAGUGGCAACUGAGCCCUGCAGCUCCCUCAGGCUCCUGGCACCUUGGAGUUGUUGGGUGAUUCUCCCUCGGCAUCAUCAGGAGUUCCUCGCUCCCGAGUGUUCUUAGAGAAUAAAAGUAGCUGGUAUUUAUUUCUGGUCUUUUGGGAAUGUGUGUUCACCACAUGUGGCUUGACAGCGUUGAGAACCAGAGGGAUGAUCGUUUUCCUUCUUAAAUUUUCCAUUUUCUCUUACCUCAACAAUUCUGUCUUUCACUGGUCGAUGUAGUAUUCAGAGUCCUCUGAAAAUGCCACUGAAAUUCCCAACAAAUCUGCCAUUCCUGAAAUUAGGAACUGGCAAAAAAAAAAUGGAAUGAGUCAUAAAAUUGUUCUCCCAGAAUGCAGAACUUAAUAAAAUCUGGGCUAAUCACUCAUUUGCUGUUGGAAAAUGAGAAUGAGGUCAACUUCCAGUGGUCUCCAGCUUAUCCAGAGACUCCAUAAAAAGUCCUUAAUUACCCUGGAA